Nylanderia fulva is the source of this 1106-nucleotide messenger RNA. RefSeq names its product Gemin 2 (gene Gem2). The record is from RefSeq and is a predicted model, not a curated record. NCBI's taxonomy places the organism in Eukaryota, Metazoa, Arthropoda, Insecta, Hymenoptera, Formicidae. Gene Ontology annotation, biological process: spliceosomal complex assembly; spliceosomal snRNP assembly. Gene Ontology annotation, cellular component: spliceosomal complex; nucleus; SMN complex.
AAUAUUAAUAUUUUACGUUAUUGUACAAAGAGAUAUUUUUAAAAUUACUCUUUCAAAUAGACCAAGCUUUACAGACAGUUCUAUCAUCCAGCUUUUCGCCAGUUCGCCAGCUGUUAACAUGACAGUUUGAAAGCAACACAAAGCUAACCACGAAUUCAAAUUUUUGAUGGCUUACAAAAAUGUCAGAAUUCUUUGCUGAAAAGUGAAAAUAUCGAAUCAUUACGAUGGUUAUUUAAAAAAGUGAAAAUAUCGAAUCAUUACGAUGGAUUAUUUAAAACAUCCAGUAUUUACGAUAGGAAAUGUCAAUGAAGAUAUUAAUCUUUCAUUACCACCUACUUCUGGAGAGGAAUACAUUAAACGAGUGGUAAUAGAAGCUCGACAAUGUGCAGACAUAGUAGUGGCUGAUAUAAAUCCAUCGUGUAUAAAAUCGAGAGGCUGCAUUAAAACUUUAGCAGGAUGUGUUCAAGCACCGCCAAGCCUCAGUCCAACUGUGGAGUGGCAACAAUAUCAGGUCUCCGACUUCUCUAAUAUAAGACUUUAUAUAAGUCAAUUAAAAGACGAGAUACAAGUGGGUAAACGUAAAUGGAGACCACCUGAUAUUCAUCUGCCAAACAUAAAAGACGAUCAAGAUACUUGGAUCAGCUUCUGUCUAAAUAGCAAAGAGAAAAUUGAACCCACAUUGAAUACUCUGUUUUGUUUCAAUCAAUCAAUAAUAGAGCAAGUACUUGAAUAUCUCGUACAAUUUGUGGAAACUGAAAGGAAGAUCGAAUAUAAAAUAGGCCAAUGGAUCUACUCUUUACUCGCAAUCUUGGAGCAACCAUUGCAGCCUGAUACCUGUUCGUGUCUGCGUUCGUUGGCACGAGCAUGUUCCGUCAUCCGCGCAGAUUCUCGAGAGUUGGACGCGCAGGAGCUGGGGGCGGUGAAUUUAUUCAUCUGUUUGGUGGCGAGAUACUUCCGUCAAUUGGAUCUGGCAGAUCCUUGAGAAUUUCCCAAUACAAUAAUUAACUAAUUAUGAUAUAAUGCGACACAUGUAUACAUAUAGCGAUUUUAAUAAACUGACAUUACGUUUAAAUUUUAACUUUAAACGUAAAGUGGUAUGCUCCAAA